Messenger RNA from Hemicordylus capensis (graceful crag lizard), 6940 nucleotides. RefSeq names its product scavenger receptor class A member 3 (gene SCARA3). The transcript is spliced from 7 exons. The coding region runs from base 373 to 2139 and encodes 588 amino acids. Lineage: Eukaryota; Metazoa; Chordata; Lepidosauria; Squamata; Cordylidae. The record is from RefSeq and is a predicted model, not a curated record.
GUGGCUAAGAAGACAUUUGUUAGCAAUUAGGGCUGGAGGGAGGGAGCAGCACAUAGUCUGGCCCAGCUCCAGAGCCUCCUUCCUCGCAGCCCCCAGCCACCCACCCCCGGCCCCGGACUGGGGCAGCCAUGGGAGGGAAGUCCUGGGCAGAAGGCGGCCGGCACAGAGAGAGCCCACUCGGCUUGUUUUGAAAUCGCAAGGAAGUUUGUCUGGGCCGCGGCCCCAGAGGCCAGCAGCGUGCGGGCUGCGCACUGAGCGCCAGCCGGGGACGAGAGAGCCGCCAGGGAUGCUGGGGAGUGGAGAGGAGCCUGCCGCCGCCGCCGCCGUGGGGCUAAGAAGGGACGCGGCGGGGGAUUCCUCUGCAAGAGGAGAAUGAAAGAAGAGGACUUUGCUGGAGAAGACGACGAGAUGCCAUCCUUCAGAUACAGGCCAAAUGGCCGGACGAGGACCAACUGCAGCCGGUGUGAGAAGACCUUGACCCUCCAGACGUUGGUGAAAGUGCUGUACGUCUUUGUCAUCCUGCUGAUCAUUGCGGUGGUGGUGCUGGCAGCGUUGGUCUUUAAGAAGGUGGAUUCUAUAGCUGAUGAUGUGAGCUCAGCUCAGACCCACUAUGAGAAGAAGAUUAUUUCAGUCCAGGAGAACCUGCAAGAGCUGGAUCAGAAGUCCCUGGGCAACUGCUCCUUCUGCCACGACACAGGCCAGCUGGGGCAGGAGAUCAGCAAACUGCAGGAGGAGCUGGAGGAAAUCCAGAAGAAGCUCUUGGCCCAGGAGGUGUUACUGGAUCAGGCUGGACAGACCCACCAGCAGCUCUCCUCUACCAGCAACAAGAUCACCGGGGAAGUGGACAGUUGCUUUUCUACCAUUCAGCAGGUCAACCAGAGUCUGGGUCUCUUCCUGGCCCAGGUAAGGGGCUGGCAAGCGGCCUCUUCUGAGCUGGGCAACUCCCUGAAGGAGCUGUCACAGGACCACUUUGACGUCGAGGCUACUGUGCAGCAGAUGAACUUCACUGUUGGGCAGACCUCAGACUGGGUCCACGUCAUCCAGAGGAAGACGAACGAGGAGACGCUGACGCUUCAGAAGAUCGUAAAAGAGUGGCAGAACUACACCCGUCUCUUUGGCACCUUGCGAGCAACGUCCUCCAAAACUGGUGAGCUGGUCAAGAGCAUCCAGACCAGCUUGGGCAUCGCCUCGCAAAGGAUCAGCCAGAACUCAGAGGGCAUGCACGACCUCGUCCUUCAAGUGAUGGGUUUGCAGCUGCAGCUGGAUAACAUCUCUUCCUUCCUGGAUGACCAUGAGGAGAACAUGCAUGACCUCCAGUACCACGCCCGCUACACACAGAACCGGACGGUUGAGCGCUUUGAGACCUUGGAAGGCCGCAUGGCCACGCAUGAGAUCGAGAUCAACACCAUCUUCACCAACAUCAAUGCCACCGACAGCCACGUCCACAGCAUGCUCAAGUACCUGGAUGACGUGCGGCUGUCAUGCACGCUGGGCUUCCACACACACGCUGAGGAGCUCUACUACAUAAACAAAUCGGUCAGCCUCAUGUUGAGCACCACGGACCUCUUGCGGGAACGCUUUAGCUUGCUCAGUGCCCGCCUGGACUUUGACAUCCGCAACCUCUCCAUGGUCAUGGAAGAGAUGAAGACGGUCGACACACGGCACGGGGAAGUCCUCCGGAAUGUCACCAUCUUACGAGGUGUUCCUGGCCCUCCAGGCCCCAGAGGAUUCCGAGGAGACCUUGGCGGCAAGGGCCCCCCUGGAAGCAGAGGACAGAAAGGGGACACUGGGGGUCUGGGGCCCCCUGGCCCUCCCGGAGCCCAAGGCCCUCCGGGCGCCCCAGGCCCUCCCGGCGAGAGAGGCUCCGUGGGCACAAAAGGCCUUCCUGGAUUCAAAGGAGCCAAGGGCAGCUUUGGACAAGCUGGAGCCAAAGGACAGGCUGGCCCCAAGGGGGAUGUGGGGACGCAGGGGCCUGAGGGGCCCCCAGGGCCAGUUGGACCUCCUGGGCCCCAGGGGAAGCCAGGCAUCCCAGGCAAAGCAGGGGCGCCAGGCUCAAUCGGGACAACGGGACCCAAGGGGGAUCCUGGGAUCCGGGGCCGGCCAGGGUUGCCAGGGCCCCCGGGACCCCCAGGAAUAUAAGCUGCGCCUCUUUGCCUCACCAAAGGGAUGGCGCUGACUGUGUCAGGGGCAGGCGGCUGAACAGGACAGAGAGCUGCCCCCCGCCGAAGAGCAGUGCUGCCUCCCCCGACGCCUGUCCUCGUGUCUUCUGCACUGCCCGGAGGGCCCGUCUCCAGCAGCGGCAGAAAUUGCUCCGCACCGCCCAGUGUCCUGCUCUGGGGAAGCUUCAGAGACAAAGAGUUUCAGUGGCUGUCUCCACGCCCCCCACCCCCCCACCUUGUUUCCAGCACCUUCUUCGUCAUACCCCCUGCCCCCCAGCCUUGCAAGACAGCCCAGAAUCAAUACCAGCUCCGCUGCAGGCUGCAGGUACUGCCUUACGAGGAGGAGCCCUUUGCUCCAGACGCCAUCGUGGAGGGAAAGCGGGGCAAAGAUGCUUUAGCAGGAGAACAACGUUUUCAUGCAACACAUUUUGGGGUGUGUGUGUGUGUGUGUGUGUGUGUGUGGAGUUGCCACCUUUUUUCUGGUCCAUGUCCCUAUGCCUUUAGCAGAAGCCUGGCACACACUGCUUUAGCCCCACGGGCCUCCAUGGCUGCUGAAACGUCACCUGCUCCUCUUCUGUAAGCCAGGUUGUUGGUCAAGGUGCAGAAACAGAAAUGUCAGCCACGCUAGCAAGACCAGGCCCACACGCUGCUUCCUUCCGGUUCCUCUCUUUGUUCCCCUGGGAGCAGGCAACGUAAAAUAGGGGGUGGUUUGGGAGGACCCAGAAGAACAGGGGCCGAGAACUGGCUUGGCCUGCUGGUGCAGCCCCUGGCAUCUUCUCCGGCUCAAAGCAGCGUGUGGGCCAGCAGGGCUGGGGAGAGUCUCUCUCUGCCUGAGGAAACCUCCUCCUUGGGGGGGGGGCAGCUUACAGUCAGAGGACACAGUGGUGGGCCCAGUGGAACCAUUGUCUGAGAGCAGCCCUCUUCAGACACGGCUCUGCUGUGUGUGUGCAGUCAGGUCUCUCUGUACAGAUGUACAUCGUGUGUGUGUGUGUGUGAAGGGCUGUGCAUGCCUUCCAUUCAAAAGUGAACCUGGGUGCAGGAUACAGAUGGGAAGUGUCGUGCUGUGCGCAUGUUGAACAUCCCAUGUGAGGAGCAAUACCUGCGUACAGAUCUGAGCAUGCCUACAUUGUGCACAGACACGGUAUGUGUGUUGAACAUCACAUGUGAGUAAAUCACAUGUCUGUGCGCCUGCAUCUUAGGCAGACAGAUUGGUCAGACGUGUUUGGAGACAGCAGGAGUUGCCGUGACAGAAACCGGUGUGUGAUCACCAAGAGGGGCCACGGCGCCGGGGAAGAGGACCUGCCGAAGAGACCGGGUUCCACCAUUUCCAGCUGAGCAUCUUUUCCUUCUUUCGGGGCUGGAAAAGCUUCCUCUCUGCUGGAAGGCAGGAAGGAAUUCUCUCACAACCCUCGGAUGCUGCUGCUGCUUCUGUUGUGCUCUCCUCCCUGAGCAGACGGGCGUCCCAGGGAUUUCCAGUGCGCCUUGGAGUCUGAGUUCUCUGGGAAGGGCAGUCCUGCAGACUGGUGGCGUCUUUGUAAUAUCUGGUUUAUUUACACAAAUUCACAGGCUGGGUGAAGCUGGGAGAGCUGAGCAACAGUUUACACCAGAGAAGCCAACUCGGCCUUCUAAGAGGCCCUUUCUGUCUGCUUGGCUCAAGCAUUGACUGGGCCAGGGGGGCCAUCCUGAGGCUCUCCAGCAGUUAGAUGGGGGCCCGGGGUUGAUGGGGAUUGUAGUCCAUCAACUGCCAGAGAGCCUUUGGUCGGCCACCCUGAUCUAGGCGCUUAAAAUCCUCUCCAAGUCUAGGCCGAGCCCUGCUCAACACUGUCUGCAGACCAGGGUGCCCUGUCACAGGCUUCCCAGAAGUGCUUGACUACAACUCCCAUAAUCCCCAGCUGCAAUGGCCUUUGCAGCUGGGGAUUGUGGGAGUUGUAGUCAACCACAGCUUGGAAUCCCUGCUGUAGGGAACCCUGGUCUGCAGUUUCUUUCACUGAUUUACUUGGUGGCCAGGAAGGCAAUGAAAUAACCGGACACCUUCCCUUGAGCCUCUGCAGGGACGCAAGAGAAAUGUGAAGCUCAGAAGCUGCCUUUGAAGCCGGUGGCCGCAGCAGCUGUUCACAGAGCCAUUAAGAAGUCACUUCGGGGUCAUUGAACGGUCACCCGGGACUAUUAACGUGAUUCUGCUGAACCCAAGGAGAUGGUCAAGGCUCCAUUCUGGAGCCAUGCUUGGUGAGAAGGACCAAUGGUGGGCCUUGGUGUGAGGCAGCCCCCUUCUCUGAACAGGGAGGAGUCUCAAGGGCUCUGGAUGCUCUUAGGGGAGAGUCUUCUGGUACAUGGACACCAGCAUGCAGCUUCAGCAUGAGAUGCUGCAGGGCCCACCUUCUGCCCGCUGAAAAGCCACAGCGUUCGGCCUGGCCGGGUUGCUCCAUUUUCCAGGCCCUUUUCAGCUCUUUCAUCUCUGCCUCAGUUUUCCUGCCCUUUUCUCCUGCACAGACCCCACCAUCACCACCAACACACACACACACACAGUUCUCAGGGGAGAGGGAAGGGCGGAGAAGAUGAUAGCCAGUCAGCUCCUCCCUACUGGUGGGAUGUGUGAGCCUUGCAAAACUUCUAAUAGCACUUCCCUCUGGAGAGCAGUGGCAGAGCAGAUUCCAAACCACGUUAGAACCAUCAAGUUAAGAAAACAGGAGCAAGGGGGGCUCCAGAGCCGAGGGGAUGCUCUGCUCCUGCAAUUGUGGGAGUUCCCCCCCCCAAUCCAGGCCAGAGAAGAGGGUGACUGUGUCGGCAGGAGGGGGAGGGAGGCAUAUGGAGGGGUUUGGCUGCCAGCUGGAGAGGGCAUAGAAACCAAACCCUGGGCUCUGAGCAAGUCCUUUUGAACAAGCUUCUGAGAUCCAGGCAUCCUUCUCCCUCAGAGACUUUGACUUCUUCCACUCCCUGAGCUACUCUGAAUUUCAAGCCAUGCUGGUAAUUGGCAAUAAAAUGAUUAGGAAGGAAGGAAGAGGAGGAGGGCUGGGCUGGUGGGAGCAAGCAGACUUGUCCCCUUAGCUAAGCAGGGUCCGCCCUGGUUGCAUAUGGGUGGGAGACUAGAAGUGUGAGCAGUGUCAGAUAUUUUGGGAAGAGCUGAAGGGUCCAUGUUCCCUCCCUGGGAGCAUCUCCAAGAUAGGGCUGAGAGAGACUCCUGCCUGCAACCUUGGAGAAGCCGCUGCCAGUCUGUGAAGACAAUACUGAGCUGGAUGGACCAAGGGUCUGACUCAGUAUAGGACAGCUUCCUAUGUUGCUGCGAAACAGGAACAGUGCAAUGGCAGUUUAUUGAGGACUAGAUCCCAACACGUUUCAAGUGAAAAGCCUUCUUCAGGGACGUGGUUUACAGUAUCCAUCUUCUAAGCCAAUUCCCCUGAAGACGAGUUUUCACUCAAAACAUGUUGGGAUCUACUCCUCCAUAAACUGCCAUGGCCCCAUUCCUGUCUCCUUCCUUCCUGCCUGUUGGCGUGGUGCUUUCCCCUCCUGUGUGCUUCUGAUAAAACAAUUAGCCAGUGCCCCCAGCUUUAUUAUCUGCCCCCCCCAAUCCCUGACUGGCUCCACCGCUAGAAUGAAGGGUUAAUGGUUGACCUGGCUCAGUUCACGGAAGAGCAGGACUUCAGAGCCACCCAGGUCCAUCCUAGAUGCUUCGAUUCCCGAGCUGGGAAAUGGGCAACCCCCUCCCAUGAUUAUCAUGAGCACAAUCCAAUGGGGAAUUAUCUUGCAGGAGCUUCGCUGAAAGAGCAGGAGCUGUGCAAGUGCACCGCCAUGAACAGACCACAGGGAAAGCUCAGGCAAAGGGUUGGCUGAGUCCAACAUCCCACUUGGCCAACCACGGCCAGACAAAUGUUCCCAGAAGGCCCCCAGAGCCAGGUGUGAAAGGCGUCCCCACAUCUGCAGGUCACCUGGCUUGUUCCAGGGGGCAGGCCUGCCACACUGCACCCACCCAGCAACCCAUUUUGAGGGGGCUUCUGGUGGCCGCAGAGGGGGUGCCCUGUCAUAUCCAUGGCAAGUUGUUCAGGUGAAAGCUGUGUGGCUUUCUCCAAACCCCAGAUCCUGACCUUGACGUGCUCAAAAACACAUGCAGUGAGUUCGAAAUGAUCCGCAGCCCUGAGAUAAGGCAUCUUUCCAGACCUUCUUGUCCAGACCAAAGUUCAACCCUGACCAGGUAUCCUGAGUCAGGUGGGGAAUCUGGCUGACCUUCUGGGCUGGAUCCGCAGAAUACCUACACAUCUGCUAGAGCCCUUCCUCACCUCCUAUGGGAAGAAGUGACUCCAUGGCAUCAGGCAGUGUCCGCCUCUAGGCGAAGAGGGGCAGUGUGCACCCAUAGCAGCCGUGGUGACUGGAGGCAGCUUGCAGGACUAGCAUGUGGGGUGCUUUGGCACCUCAAGGGCUGCCCCUCCACAGAAUCCAAAAGGCGCACCCUGCAUCCUCCAGGGCUCAUGGGGGGGGCACCUCUUGGGUGGCAGGUGUCUUCACUUCCAGCCCCAAAAUGCUGCUGUCCAACCUGGCCUAGUGGGGCCUUCUCUCCCACUGGUGCUCUGAUGCCAGCUGUGUGGAUGUUGUGAUCAGUUGCUGUGUUCAGUUGUGUGCGUCUCUCUCUCUGCAUGCAUGCACAUCUGUGUGUGUGUGUACAUUCCAUGGUGCAGCUGGUUUGCGUCAUCUUCCUCCUUCAGCUGUGUGUGCAACCCUGUUAACUAUGUACGGUAUAACAGCAACCACAUGUAUAAUUCCCAAACCAAUAAAAAUACGAAUGUACAGGU